This is a messenger RNA of Chironomus riparius, 1388 nucleotides long. NCBI's taxonomy places the organism in Eukaryota, Metazoa, Arthropoda, Insecta, Diptera, Chironomidae. The record is from the annotation of a GenBank genome assembly.
CUUUUACUUGUCUAUUAUCAACAAACAGCAUUCCGUAAAUAUUCAUUUAACAACAAUUUAAUAAACGUAGAUAGAAGGCAUGUCUCGAGCAGAUAGUAAUAGUAACAAAACGUCGAGUUACGGAGAUAUCCGUCAUGAAGACAUCGACGAGGAAUUAAAUUUGAUGAGACCAGAAUUACAGAAUCUGGAAAUGAACAUGAUGGUAGCACUAAAUAAAUGGGUACUUACUGAUACUAUGAUUGGAAAUUUUGGAAUUUAUGGAAUUAAAUAUCCACAAUUGAGCUCAUUGAAUCGAGAUGAUUUGAUUAAAUUAGGUAUUACAGACAACCAAAUGCAAGAUGAGAUGCUUGAAGAAUUCAGCCAUCUCACAGGUCAAGAUCCAUCGUUAAGAGCUGUAAUUUCCAGUGUGGUUGGUGAUUUGCAAGAUCAACAAAAAGAUACAGAAACCGUGUCAAUGGUUCAAACAUUACAAGAACAAAUCUAUCGCCUCAAUACUCUAUUAGCUGCCAUAACAUUUCAAGUCGGUAUUUCAUCAUCGUCAGCGCCUGGAAUUGUUGUCAAUCAACGUUUCUGUUCAGCGCAAAUUGUCAUGGACUUACUUGGUCAAUUAGGAACUCAUACUGCUCAAAUGGAAGAGAUUAUCGUCUCAUUAUCAGAUCCAGUAAAAUAUGAUGAAAUUGAGAAAGAAUUCACAAAGAAGAAGCGGGAAAAGCGACGAAACUGCAUCGCUAUAGUUUCAACAGUUGGAUUCUUCAUCGCUGGAUUGUACUUUGCCAGACGUUUUGGAAUGAGGAAAGGAUUUUAAUCUGCAAACUCUCUAAUGAAAUUUAACAUUUUUUGGGAAGUAAAGAAGGUCUUUUUGGAGAAUUGAAUUAAUUAACGUACAAAACAGGAAGAAAUAUCAAUUGAUACAGUUGUAUUUUUUCUACACGUAAUAACAUUGAAGUGGUAACGGGUCCAGUCAGAAAUCUUACACAUAUUAAACUAAGCAUAAAACCAACAAAAGCGCAUUUUCCAUAAAUUAUAGCUAAUUUUAAACAUUAACGGUUAUAAAUUAUUUGAAAUUAAUGUCACAAUUUUUAUGAAAAAGUUUCGUUAAAAUUCAGAAUUUAGACAUAAGUUUCGUUCAAAAUUUCCAUAAAAUUUAAAAAGUUAAAGAAAUAACGGAAAAUGCGCUUAAAAUAUCAUUAAUUAAAACAAUCUGCCAUAAAAUGUGGAUCAAUAGUUGAUUUUUUUUUAUUAAAUGAGUGAAUAGAAUUUUCUAAUUAAAAAAAAUAGUAGCUAGAGGCUGUGAUGAACUUCUUGAUGAUCAUGUUGCUCAAAGCACAUUUCACAAUAAAAUACAAAGUUUUUUCCAUUAAUAUAAAAAAUCAGCAUUUAAUUACCAU